Messenger RNA from Blumeria graminis f. sp. triticale, 1263 nucleotides. The record is from the annotation of a GenBank genome assembly. NCBI's taxonomy places the organism in Eukaryota, Fungi, Ascomycota, Leotiomycetes, Helotiales, Erysiphaceae.
AUGGUAAAAGAUACCAAACUAUAUGAUACUCUGGGUAUUUCCCCGACCUGUACUGAAGCCGAGUUAAAAAAAGCAUACAAAAUCGGAGCACUUAAACACCAUCCUGAUAAAAACGCCUCAAAUCCAGCCGCCGCAGAAAAAUUUAAAGAAAUAUCGCACGCAUAUGAAGUACUAUCUGACCCUCAAAAAAGACACAUAUACGACCAAUAUGGCGAAGAGGGCCUUGAGGGAGGUGGUGGUGCUGCGGGAGGGAUGAACGCAGAAGAUUUAUUCUCUCAAUUCUUCAGCGGUGGCUCUGCCUUCGGAGGUGGAGGAUUGGGUGGCAUGUUCGGGGGAGGGCCACAGCAACGUGGCCCCCCAAAAGCCCGCACCAUUCAUCACGUUCACAAGGUAUCUCUAGAAGAUAUCUACCGCGGUAAAAUCUCUAAACUGGCACUACAAAAGUCAGUCAUAUGCCACAAGUGUGAGGGACGGGGUGGCAAAGAUGGUGCAGUAAAAAAAUGUGCCGGCUGUGAUGGACAUGGAAUGAAAACAAUGAUGCGUCAAAUGGGUCCUAUGAUUCAGCGGUUUCAAACUCACUGCCCCGACUGCAAUGGUGAGGGAGAAGUCAUCCGAGAGAAAGAUAAAUGUAAGACGUGUAACGGUAAAAAGACCAACGUGGAACGCAAAGUACUCCACGUUCAUGUGGACAGAGGUGUUCGAUCGGGGCACCGGAUUGAAUUUAAAGGUGAAGGAGACCAAACCCCCGGAGUUCAACCUGGUGAUGUUAUCUUUGAAAUUGAGCAGAAACCACAUCCAAGAUUCCAACGAAAAGACGAUGACCUUAUUUACCACGCAGAGAUCGACCUUGUUACUGCCUUAGCGGGCGGGUCAAUCUUCAUUGAGCACUUAGACGAAAGAUGGCUGAGUGUGGAGAUACUUCCUGGAGAGGUUAUCUCACCUGGAUCCGUUAAGAUGAUACGCGGUCAGGGUAUGCCAUCCCAUCGUCACCACGACUAUGGAAAUAUGUUUGUACAGUUUGAUGUCAAAUUCCCCGAAAGUAACUUUGCUGCAAAUUCCGAGGCAUACGCAGCUCUGAAGAGUAUUAUUCCGCCGACUGUGGUACCUAUCACUCCACCCACUGAUACCAUGACUGAAACUGUAUACUUCGAAGACAUUGACCCUACUCAACAAGCUCGUGCACAGGGUGCGACAGCAAUGGAUGAAGACGAUGAAGAUGGCCAUCCAGCCGGCGCCGAACGGGUUCAAUGUGCGUCACAGUAA